Molecule: messenger RNA, 483 nt
Organism: Monascus purpureus
Lineage: Eukaryota; Fungi; Ascomycota; Eurotiomycetes; Eurotiales; Aspergillaceae
Source: the annotation of a GenBank genome assembly
AUGUCCACUGCAACCCUUGAUGUAACGCAGCACCCCAAUCUUCCCGCCUCAUCGACAACCUUGUUCGCGGCGAAAGCCAAGACCGGCUUGACCUUCGAACAAAUCUCGCAAAGGAUCGGCCGGAAUGAGGUAGCAACGGCCGCGAUUUUCUACGGCCAAGCCAAGGCAUCUCCUGAAGAUAUCAAGAAGCUCUCCGAGAUCCUGGAUAUUCCGUUGGCGGGCCUUGAAGCUCAACUGAGUGGCUUUCCUGAUCGUGGUCGUAGCGUUGAGAUGCCGCCCAAGGAGCCCCUCAUCUACCGGCUGUACGAGAUUGUGCAGAACUAUGGGUAUGCGUACAAGGCAGUUCUGAAUGAGAAGUUUGGAGAUGGUAUCAUGAGUGCUAUUUCGUUCUCAACGAAGGUAGAGAAGGAAACGGACAAGGAUGGGAAUAACUGGGCUGUCAUCACCUUGCGUGGGAAAUGGCUUCCAUACUCUAGGUUCUAA